Caenorhabditis angaria is the source of this 2490-nucleotide messenger RNA. The record is from the annotation of a GenBank genome assembly. Lineage: Eukaryota; Metazoa; Nematoda; Chromadorea; Rhabditida; Rhabditidae.
AUGGUAUCCACCAGACCCUUUGAAUAUAUUGGAUCCAAUCCUUUUUUGGAUAUAAGCGAAAAAGAAAAACAAGAACUUAUAAUUUAUCAUUAUUUGGAUUGGCUGAAAGCUUGUCAAAAUAUCUCCAAUGAAAUCGAUUUGGCUGAAAAGGUGUAUUCUAUGAUGAAAGAAAUAAGGAUGGAAAUUCAUUUGGAUAAGAUACAAAACUUGUUGGAAAACGAGAAAAAUGCCAUUUGGGAGGGAAAAGGUCAAGAUGUUUUACAAUUGGAAGUAGGCGGAUCAGAUAAAACUGAUAUUCAAAAUGUGUUGCGACCAUAUCAAACUCCAGAAAAUUUUUUGUCUUAUCGCCGAAGGAUCAUCAAUUCUCAAAUCAACAUCGAAACCAAUCGGCUUGAAAAUUCGUCGUAGUAUACGAUUUGAGGAAUGUGUUGGUAAUGAAGAAGAAGGAGAAAAUGAUGGAGAAUUUGAUGAGAAUGUUCCAGAUAAGAAAUUCACAGCAAUAAGUAUCGAAGAGACAAAUGAUGACCAGAAUAAUGACACAAUUAUUGCUCGACAAAAAAUUCUUGAAUACCUACCCAAGGCUAUCACUUCGAUCGAUGAUCUUUCAAAAAAUUUGCCAACAAACGACACACCAAAAUCAACCGCGGAUUGGAUAAAAUUGUUUCGCGAAUAUGAUGUUAGAGUGCUAUUCAAUGCGGAGCCGUAUAGAAAAAACGAUAGCUCGAUUGAUGUCUCACAAAGUUCGGAAACUGAAAUCCAAGAAGCUGAAGCGAUUGAAGAGGUAAUUUCUAGACUUUCGAAAAAUCUGAAGAAAAAAGGAAUUUUAUUUUGUGAAACUUCUAUAAAAAAUCUUGGAUUUGAAGAAUUUAUGAGCUUAUAAUCAUUUGAAAUAUCCUUUUUUGUCUAAAAACUGUAAUUUUCAGCAUCUUCCGACAUCGAAUUUAAUUCAAGGAUCAUCAAGAAGUUUUGAAGAAGUUGAAGCGAUUGAGGUAAUUUAUGGACUUUCGAAAAAAUGCUAACCAGUUCAAUAAAAACAUUUGGUAUCUACAAAAAAUUUAUUUUUCAAAUAUCAUAAAUUUCACUUCUCCCAAAAUGUCUUCCCCUGGAACUUCAACGAGCUCAACUCGACAUUCGGUUUUUUUGCCGCAUUAAAAAAAUCAUUCAAGAUGCAUCUGAAUUUGAUACCAUCCACGAGAAAAUCAACAACAAGCUCGGUUGAUUGGUGAAUGUUGAAAAUUAAUCCAAUUCAAUUUUUUAUAUAAUUCAAAUUUUCUGUAGAAGUUUUGCUUUUUCCAAAACUUAACUUUUUGAAAAACCCUUUUUUUAUCCAUUUUUUCAGCCACACUUUCAAAUGUUUUUCUUAUAAUUAGAACCUUUUUUCUUGUUCUAAAAAUACAUUUGUUCUACGUACAUAAUAAAAAACAUGUGAGUAACUCAGUUCUGAAUACUUCUUUCCCAAACGGUCUGGGCUAGACCGAAAUCCCAAAUCGUCUGUCCACUUCAGACACCGCCUGCGUGCUUUUUUGCUUUGCAUCAUGCUAUCCUUUCCCUUCCUCAUCUCUGUCUCUCUUUCAAUUCCACACACUCUAAUCUUCGCUGCGUCUAUUUACGUAUUUAUACAAAAAAAAAAACUAAUACUUAAGGUCCAGCAAAGAGGCAUCACUGAUGAGACCUACCUCUUCGCCGUCUGAUGUUCAGGUCGAAACGGCUUUACCGCGAUUCUAAUUUCAUUUAUUUUUCUUCUUUUUCUUAUUUAUAUUAUCGUUUACUAUUUUUUUUUCUAUUUUUUGCUUAUUUUUUCCUUUUCAUAAUUUCCGAAAGAUAAUUUGGAAUCCACAAUCACACUAUACCAAAACUCAUUUAUGGCUGAUUAUUAACCAUAUUUCAGCUAACUUUAUACAAAAUAAUCAUGUUUCGUUUGUAUAGAAAUUGUCGAAUUAUAUUGAGAAAUUAUCAAUUAACAACAUCAUUCAAUCAAUUCAAGAUGGUAAGCCAAUUUUUUCAUAUUUAAAAAUGCUUUUUCAGAAUCUCUUGAUCUAAUUUCAGAUGUCCGAUUUGAAACCUGCCUAUACAGUUGAAUCGUUGAAUGAGAAAGUUACUAGAUAUUUGUAUUUUCAAAAAAGUGGUAAACUCACUGUCAGAAUAUAUUUGCAUACAGGGUAAAUAUUAUCUCCAUUCUUAGAUAACUACCCACUUUUUUGAAACUACCGUGCCCAUUUAUUCACUUUUGGAAUUCCGUUAUUGUUUAUUUAGAUUUCGCUAUUGGGGAUGCCAAGAUUAUAAUACUGAUAUAGAAGUGGAAGAAGUGAGACAAGGUGUUCCUCACAUUCAUCGGUAAGUUCUAUGAUGAAAAGAUAUUAAUUUUAUUUAUUAAUUUUCAGGUUUUUAAAAAUUGUCUCUGAAGAACUGCCCGUUGAUCGAGAAAUGGCGGAAUAUCUUAAGAAAAAUCUCGAUGAACUGCUCAGCCAAGGGCAGUUCCGUGUAACUUAG